ACAGCCGCUCCAGAGGAUGUAGCCGUAGGAGUGAUGAACAACACCAUGGUGAAGGUCAGAUGGGACCAUGUUCACAAGGACAAACUCAAUGGACAUCUGGGGGGCUACAGGAUAAGCUUUUGGAGGCUUCGUAGUCUGCUGUACUCAAAGAAAACACAUGGUGACAAACACACAUUGACAUUCUCAGGCGAGAGGAACGAUGUGGUGGUCACAGGGCUUAAGCCGUUCUCUGAAUACAGCCUCAUUGUCAUGGCCUUUAACAGCAGAGGAAACGGGCCUGGCAGUCAUCCGGUCAGCUUCAAAACACCUGAGGGAGUUCCUGGUCAAGUAUCUGCUUUCAGUGUCACAAACAUCCAGAAACACAAGGUCACCUUGACCUGGUCUCCUCCGGUUGACACAAAUGGACUCAUAAUUGGCUACAUCCUCCAAUAUCAGCUAAUAAAUGAUACAGAGGAACUAGGUUCUCUGACGACCCUCAACAUCUCUGCUGACGGCAGUAAGCUGCACCUCCAGGAUCUGGAAGCACUGAGCAAAUAUAAGUUUUACCUACGGUGCUGCACGCGUGUGGGCUGUGGACCAGCUGCCAGCGAGGAGCGCACCACUGUCCCUGAAGCGACUGUGUUGAAUAUUAGCACCUCAGUUAGUCACAACUUUGCAAAUAUCAGCUGGAUUCCAGGCACAGAGCAGACGGAGUCAGAGUUAUAUGUUGCCUUUAUGAACAACCGUGAAGGUAACUGGAAGAUUUCCGAUGCGCUAAAUUCUUCUAAGACUUUCCACAUCAUUGAAGGGCUCGAACCUGGGACUGAAUACACAGUGCGUCUUAUGACUAAAAGCUGGGUUGAUAAUUCUAGUAUUUUUGAAGACGUUAUCAGGACCAGUGCUAAAGGUCUGGCCAGUAUUCACGGAGGCAUCUCCAACCAGGGCUGGUUCAUCGGGCUCAUGUGUGCCAUAGCUCUUCUCACCCUCAUAGUGCUCAUAUCAUGCUUUGUGAACCGAAAUAAAGGCGGAAAGUACUCAGGUAUUCUCUCACACAAUGAAACAAAUCAGUUGCUGCAGAAAAUUGCAGAUGAUAAUGAUGAGAAACCACUGAAAAGCAGCCAGCAUUCAUUGAAUGGUGACUUGAAAGGAGGGGACAGUGGAGACAGUAUGGUGGACUACGGCGACGAGGACGCUCACUUCAACGAGGACGGCUCUUUUAUUGGAGAAUACUCCGGACGCAAGGAGAGGGUCUCCAUGGAAAUCAAGGGAAACAAUCAGAGCACAGCAUAA
Molecule: messenger RNA, 1269 nt
Organism: Sinocyclocheilus grahami
Lineage: Eukaryota; Metazoa; Chordata; Actinopteri; Cypriniformes; Cyprinidae
Product: neural cell adhesion molecule L1-like protein
Exons: 8
Coding region: 34-1269 (411 amino acids)
Molecular function (GO): protein binding
Source: RefSeq, a predicted model, not a curated record